This is a messenger RNA of Colletotrichum gloeosporioides, 876 nucleotides long. RefSeq names its product putative methyltransferase C25B8.09. The transcript has 4 exons. NCBI's taxonomy places the organism in Eukaryota, Fungi, Ascomycota, Sordariomycetes, Glomerellales, Glomerellaceae. Gene Ontology annotation, molecular function: S-adenosylmethionine-dependent methyltransferase activity. Bases 1 to 876 code for a protein of 291 amino acids. The record is from RefSeq and is a predicted model, not a curated record.
AUGUCUCCCACGGAACUCCACCCCGGUACCAAAGGGUUCUCGGACGCGGCCUCAUAUGACGCGUACCGGCCCUCGUACCCGCCCGAGGCGACGCAACGGUUCCUGUCGCAUCUGAAGAUUGCCGACUUUGCGCACGCCAAUGUCCUCGACCUGGCGGCGGGCACGGGCAAAUUGACAGAGGUUCUGGCUGCCAGACACGAGAGCUUCAAUGUUGUAGCGGUGGAGCCUCAUGCGGAGAUGCGCGCAGAGCUGGAGAGGAAGGCGUUGAAAGGCACGGUGGUGAGGGAUGGGUUUGCGGCCAAGGUGCCAUUGGAGGAGGAGUGGGGCGAUGCGUGUGUUGUUGGACAGGCUUUUCACUGGUUCGCGAACGAGGAUGCUCUCAAGGAGAUCCACCGCGUCUUGAGACCUACAGCUGUGCUGGGUUUGAUCUGGAAUAUUGAAGACUACAACAAGCCAAAGCAUUGGCAAGCCAGCACACCAUGGGAGCAGUCACUCAACGAGCUGGUCUUCAGCCUUGGCACCGACGGCCAGCCCCGCUUCCGCGACUUCGUCUGGAAGGACGUCUUUGACCGGCAGCUCGACUCGAACCCGCUCAAGGCCGUCAAGGACGUUGUCCUCGAGGGCGGGCGGAAGAUGCCCCUCUUCAGCGUCCCCGUCGGCGAGGAAAAGGUGCCCUUCACCGUCUGGCUUACGCCCGAGGCGGUGUGGAACCGCAUCCGUACGCUGAGCCAGAUUGCUGUGCUGGAGGGCGCGGCAGCCAAGGGUUUCAAGGACAGGUUUGACGACAUUCUGGCGGGAGAGACGGUCGAGAAGAAUGACAAGGGCGAGGUUGCGCUGCAUGGCGUCACAUAUUUCGCGUGGACUUCGAGGUUGUGA